Messenger RNA from Aspergillus niger, 1056 nucleotides. RefSeq lists its product as uncharacterized. Gene Ontology annotation, biological process: zinc ion import across plasma membrane. Gene Ontology annotation, molecular function: low-affinity zinc ion transmembrane transporter activity. Gene Ontology annotation, cellular component: plasma membrane. The transcript has a single exon. NCBI's taxonomy places the organism in Eukaryota, Fungi, Ascomycota, Eurotiomycetes, Eurotiales, Aspergillaceae. The coding region runs from base 1 to 1056 and encodes 351 amino acids. The record is from RefSeq and is a predicted model, not a curated record.
AUGGAUUCUCUUCAGAGUCUGGUUGCCAGAGAUGCAACACCUGCUUGUGAGACGGGCAAUGGAUAUGACGGCCGUAUGGGCCUGCGUAUCUCGUCUAUCUUUGUCAUUCUCGUCGGUUCAACAUGCGGGGCUCUCUUUCCCGUGAUGGCCCGGAGUUUCAAGGACUCCAAGAUUGCAAAAUGCGCCUUCUUCAUCGCUAAAUACUUUGGCUCCGGUGUUAUCAUUGCCACCGCAUUUAUUCACCUCCUUGCCCCAGCAGAAGAGGCCUUGACCGACGAUUGCCUCACCGGCCCAAUCACAGAAUACUCUUGGGUUGAGGGAAUCGUCCUAAUGACCAUUGUGGUACUGUUCUUCGUGGAGCUAAUGGUCAUGCGCUUUGCCCGUUUCGGCCACGGCCACUCUCACGACGAGGAUGAUGACCAUCACGUGAAGAUUGAGCAUGCCGCUGCCUCUCCUGCUGAGUCGGUUGACAUGAAGACCCAUAUGCCGGGGGAAGACCAUCUCGGGCAUUCCCGCGAACACCAUGAUAUGGAGCUCGGGAAGCAGCAUUCUGAUCUGGAGGAGUACGUCGCUCAAUUGACCUCCAUCUUCAUUCUCGAGUUUGGAAUCAUCUUCCACUCCGUCUUCAUUGGGUUGACCCUGGCGGUCACCGGCUCCGAGUUUGUGACCCUCUACGUUGUCCUCGUCUUCCACCAAACCUUCGAAGGCCUGGGUCUGGGAUCCCGGUUAGCUACCGUUCCCUGGCCACGUUCCAAGCGAUGGACCCCUUAUUUCCUGGGACUUGGAUACGGUAUCUCCACGCCUAUUGCGAUUGCGAUCGGUCUAGGCGUGCGCGACUCUUAUGCAUCUGACGGCGCCACGACGUUGAUCGUCAGUGGUGUCUUUGACUCGAUUUCGGCCGGCAUUCUGAUCUACACAGCCCUGGUGGAGCUACUGGCCCACGAGUUCAUGUUCAGCACUUCGAUGCGAAAGGCACCGAUACAGAUUGUUCUCGCGGCUUUCGGUCUGCUAUGUCUGGGUGCUUUGCUAAUGGCCCUGCUGGGUAAAUGGGCUUAA